AUGAAAUUGCUGCGCGAAAGACUUGGUGCCCUCAACGUCAUGUUAUGGAAAAGUGCAAAAGAUGCACAUUGCUUUUUCGCUGCUGCAUGUGUAUAUAGUUCACACACCUAUGAGUUCGUCCAUCUGGACGCUCUGAGAGAGAUCCAAUGCUACCGCGUACGAGACAACAUUAAUCGACUCAAAAUGGAUCUUGUCGAUAAAACAAUGAGCAAUAGAGCAUGA
Messenger RNA from Loa loa (African eye worm), 222 nucleotides. RefSeq lists its product as hypothetical. The transcript is spliced from 2 exons. Bases 1 to 222 code for a protein of 73 amino acids. The record is from RefSeq and is a predicted model, not a curated record. NCBI's taxonomy places the organism in Eukaryota, Metazoa, Nematoda, Chromadorea, Rhabditida, Onchocercidae.